GUUAGAUUACCAAAGUGCAAUUGUGUGCUACGGGUUAAAAUUAAAAUGGUCACGUUAGAGUUUAGAAGCGUAAGCACGCUGCAGUCUACGCACCUUGACUGACAGGCAGGCUCCAACCACAGGGGCGGGGCCGCCUCAAGUCUUCUGCUCACGGGGUUGGAGAUGACAGACGAAACAUUUCGCCACCGUCGUCGUCAGCGAAGAACCUUCCGCCGUUGCCAUGAGCAGUCCGGCCGCUCAACGAUGACCCGGUACCGCGCUGGACGCCGCGUGGAGCCCGCCUGCUUCUUAGCCGUGACUUGUUUGCUCAGCGCUGGCUGUGCUUCUCCGCUCGCACUCGAGCCACAGGUGUUUUUGGAAAAAUAUGGCUACCUUCGUGACGACAACUUCAUCCACAAUGCAGUUGAGAUGCGGUCAGCAAUCCGUGUGGUACAAGCCCCGAAGGUUCUGUAAAACCACACUCCACCGCAAACCUCUCCUGAACCCUCUAUGAACCCUCCAAGAAUUUCAGGAACCUCGCCUUCAGGCCUGCAGGCUUGACUGUACGGUAAUGAAAACAGAUUUAACAUGCUCACAGGUAGGCCUAGACUUAGGUUCAGUUCGUCAACUAUGCAGUUGAUGUUUGGCCGUAGGGUGCGUUCAGGUGCACUAUGCCACUGUGGUCCCUGGAUUUAACAUUUUUGCAUUAGUCUCUCAGUUUAUUAAUCUUGACUAUCCGCAGGCCCAUCUGUUGUUUGUGUGUGAAGCUUGACCCAAUGACUCAAAGUGAUUGAAUUAUGACUUAAAUGUCUUUUUUUUUUUUUUUUUUUAUUAAAACAAUUUUUUUUAAGCAUGAUUUCAACUCAUGGUUCUGAAAACUGUGUUUUACAUGCUCGCUGAAACCUCACAAUAAGCUCACCUUAGAAACACAGGACAGCAUACUGGUUGCAUUAGUUUCCCACAUUUUACAUAUUUUACACCAGAAAAAUCUCCCGGCACACCAGCAAACAACGUAAAAAAAAAAAAAAAAAAAAAAAAAAAAAAAAAAAGGUUUGUCUCUGACGUGUGUUAGUUACUUCCCCGUGGAAAAUUUUGGUUGAAUUCUAAAUUACACUGUAGAAGCUGUCCAUCCAUUUUCUACAGCGCUUGUCCCCACGAGGGUCGUCCGUAAACCGGAGGCUUUUAUCCCGAGCCGAGAUUCUAACCCAGGACCUCAGAACAAUGAUGCAAGCCAUGGUAACCACUAAUCCCCCGUGCUGUCCCCACCCUAACGUGUUAUUUCAAAAUGGCAGCUCCAAAACGUGUGUGAGGAAUUCAACAGUAUGCAAACAUUUGGCCUCUCUUCUUCUCAGGGAGUUCCAGUGGUUGUCUCGUCUACCUGUGACAGGUGAAUUAGACAGCGCCACCCUGAGGCAGAUGGCCGAACCGCGCUGUGGCGUGUCGGAUGAGGGCAGCCAGCAGGUGUGGGCUCAGAGGGUAAACAUCAUCUUCACUGCGAGGAGUUCCGCUGCAGCACUGCCGUGGCGCCGCAGGAAGCGCUCCGCGGGAAAAGCUGACAAGUGGUACAAGCAUCACCUGUCCUACCAGAUCGUGAACUGGCCCCGCCACUUGUCUCUGGGCUCAGUGCGACUGGCAGUGAGCGCCGCUUUCCAGCUGUGGAGCAACGUGUCAGGCCUGGCCUUCCGGGAGGCCCCUGAAGGGCCCGCAGACAUCCGCCUGGCCUUUUACGAGGGGGACCACAACGACGGUGCCGGCAACGCCUUUGACGGGCCAGGGGGAACUCUGGCUCACGCCUUCCUGCCCCGCCGAGGAGAAGCCCACUUUGACAAGGCCGAGAGGUGGACCCUAAUCGGACAUAAGGGCCACAAUCUGUUCAUGGUGAUGGCCCACGAGAUUGGACACACUCUGGGUCUGGAGCACUCGCCCGUGCGUCACGCUCUCAUGUCGCCGUACUACAGGAAGCUGGGUCGCAGUCUGGUCAUGAGCUGGGACGACAUCCUGGCCGUGCAGCAGCUGUACGGUAAGCCGGCAGGUGAUCGGCUUGUGCGUCUGCCGGGUGAGGUGUUGCACGCCGUGCUGCAGGAGUGGGAGUUCAUGGAUGUCCACAACGGGCACGAGGGCGGCCUGCCUCUCUACUGCCAGUCUGGCGUGUUUGACGCCAUAACUCUCGACCCGAACGGGACCGUGCUGGUGUUCCGAGGCAGCGUGUACUGGAGCGUGUCGGCUGAGGGGAGCGUGAGCAGCCCGCAUCCUCUUCGCCAGCGUUGGGCUGACCUCCCGGCGGCCAUCGAGGCCGCUGCCUUCUCACCGCUGAACGCAAAGUGGUACUUCUUUAGAGGGAAGCGCAUAUGGCGCUACACGGAACAAGUGCUUGACACCGGCUUCCCCCGUCAGAGCACUGAUGUGGGCCUACCUCGCCACCCGGACUGCGCCUUCUUCUACGCCCCUUUGGGACAAAUGGUACUGCUCAAGGGGUCUCGCUACUUCGUCCUCAACUUGCAAACCUUUAGCAGAGAGCCUUACUACCCCCGCAAGCUGAAAGACUGGACUGGUGUGCCACAGGGUACCAACGGGGCGCUGAGCCGGCCUGACGGGCGCCUCUACCUUUUCAGGGAGCGCCACUUCUGGAGGUUUGACCCGGUAAAAGUGCGGGUCACUAGAGUGGGCCAGUGGUCCAAAGAGCUGAGUUGGACUGGUUGUAGUGAAGCUCCUCGAAGCAAUGACAUCCUUUGACCAGUAGAGGGAGCUGCUUUAUCUUUUGCAGGGGCACGAGAAGGGACGCUCAGUUACCACUGUACUGUUUUUCCAUUUGAUAGUUUUAUAUUUAUAGCCUAAAAGUGUUUUUUAUAGCAUUAUUUACUGUAAAUAUGACUUUAAUACUGUAUUAGCGUACUUUAGUGAUAGACUAGGAACACAACUCUGUCGUGAAUCGAGGCCCCCCAGCACAUAAAGACUUCAGGAUAAAACCCAACCUUGGUUUACACUUUAUAAAUGCAAUACGUUUAUUCCCCUCAAUUUUUUUUCUUUUUUUGGUGAGAACCAACCCCCAAAGCGCUAAGUAGCAGUUUAUCCCCAGUUAUUCAAUAUUUUUUGGUGUUUAAAAAAAAAACAUUGUUUUUCAAUGCAUCGGCUAGGGGAGGGGGGGGUUUAUGUGUCUAAUGUAAAAAGCCAGUUAAUAUUACUCUAUAAGGAUGUGCAAUUGUAGCCAUGUUUGAACAACAGUGUUGACUGGGAAUUUAAGUGAACAUACGAAUUGCUACAAUAUCACAUCACUCAUUAGUAUUUGAAAGCUUUUAAUUUGAUGAGCAUGUCUAACACUAGAUUGUUGAUGUUGAAGAAUUUGACACGGCUGAGCAAAUCUAAACGUCAACAGCCGGGUGGACCACAACAUCGAUCAGGUCUGGUUUUGAAGGCCGAGAAGUAGCACUUUGAAAAACACUGGAUAGGAGUUGUCAGGACAAUUUUUGCGCAACCACUUUGUCAUAACAAAUAAAUAAAAAGUGUUUUUUGGAACAAUACAGUAUAUCAUACACCCAGAAAGUUGGUCACCAGGUGCAAUUUCCCCCCCACACAAUUUACAGUUCACAUCUUGUAAACAUACAAAUAAUACCAUUUAUUAGGUGUAAGAACAAAUACUGGAGGAAAGGAUUUUUUUGGUGGGCCAAAUAUUGAUGCUAUUCAUCAUACUUUCAGACACAGCUUCCAUCUUAAGACUUUUUUUUUUUUUUGAUAAAGAGUUAAGAAAAUACUUCAUAGUCACAGAAUAACACAUUCAAACGCAUCAUUAGUUCGAUCUACCUAGAGACACAAAACACUUGAACAUGUAAAUCUGUCCGCUUAUCCUCACGAGGGUCGCGGCCUGCAGGUGAGCUGGAGCCUAUCCCAGCUGACUUCAAGGAAGAAAAAGUGUACACCCUGGACUGGUUGCCGCAUACAGUACAAACAAACACACAUU
Molecule: messenger RNA, 3934 nt
Organism: Phyllopteryx taeniolatus (common seadragon)
Lineage: Eukaryota; Metazoa; Chordata; Actinopteri; Syngnathiformes; Syngnathidae
Gene: mmp28
Product: matrix metallopeptidase 28
Exons: 8
Coding region: 1201-2712 (503 amino acids)
Biological process (GO): proteolysis; extracellular matrix organization; collagen catabolic process
Cellular component (GO): extracellular matrix
Molecular function (GO): metalloendopeptidase activity; zinc ion binding
Source: RefSeq, a predicted model, not a curated record